Aureobasidium musti is the source of this 1068-nucleotide messenger RNA. The record is from the annotation of a GenBank genome assembly. NCBI's taxonomy places the organism in Eukaryota, Fungi, Ascomycota, Dothideomycetes, Dothideales, Saccotheciaceae.
AUGAACGCCGUCGAUGCGUCGUCGCAUGAGGAGAUCGCCGACACGGCCGAGGCUCCAUCUCUGCUGACCAUCAUCCUCGACACCAACCCACAUGCUUGGGGCCUGCUAUCGUCCACUCUCCCGCUCUCGACCUUGAUCGCAAACCUCCUCGUCUUCAUCAACGCUCACCUCGCCAUCAACAACUCCAACCAAGUCGCUGUAGUCGCCUCACAUUCAGAUAGCGCUCGCUUUCUCUAUCCGACCACCCAUGACGAUCUCAAAGUGCCACACGGCCACACCAACGACGUCCAGAAUGAUGCCAACAAGUACCGUCCCUUUGCACAAUUGGAGAAGGCCUUGACUACCAAUCUACGUGCCUUGCUCGCCACAACAACUCCCGAACACCUCAACGCCUCUACUUCUACAAUGCUGUCUGGCGCCCUCACUCUCGCCCUCACCUACAUCGCCAAAGCCACCUUGAACAACCCAGCAAGAGCAGGAGAUGGAAGUUACGAUGUCUCAAAUACUGCUGGUACAUUCACCACUACCACCGCAGACGGUACAACUCAGCCCAGUCACACUGGUCUACAAAGCCGCAUCUUGAUCCUCAGUGUCAGUGGUGAUAUUGCAGACCAAUACAUCCCCAUCAUGAACUCCAUGUUUGCUUGCCAACGCCUCGCCAUACCUAUCGAUAUCUUGACUCUGUCUGCCCACUCCAAUGCCGAGUUCUUGCAACAAGCUGCAGACGCCACAGGAGGUGUAUAUAUGGCUCUGGGUGAUCGCGUGGCCGGCCUGCUGCAGGUUCUCAUGAUGGGCUAUCUUCCAGACGCUACUGCACGGAAGAACCUCGUCAAUGCUGGCGAGAGCGAAGGUGUUGACUUUCGCGCUGCCUGCUUCUGCCAUCGCAACAUUGUCGACUUGGGUUAUCCGCCUCCGGACAACAACUGUCUGACCUGUGGUACAGCUUUGUCAUUAUCAGGUCAUGCUGCCAAACCAGUGGUAAUCCCUCGUAAGAAAAAGAAGAAGAGAAAGCUUGAUGGAGCUACGCCAGCAGACUCGCCCACUCCAGGUCCCGAUACACCGAGAUGA